UGUGUGCCUUGGUUUCCGGCUUACGGUGACCCUAAGGCAUGACUAUCAUGGGGUUUUCUUGCCACGUUUCUUCCCUCUGAGAAUAAUGCAUUGCACUCCCAGCAUCCAUCGCCAUUGCCUGUGCUGGCUAAGGGCUUCUGGGAUGUGCAAUCCAACAAUGUCUGGGGGAGCCGUGAUCCUUCCUUCCAGAAUAGAUCCAUUCCCUCUCCAAGGCUGCUAGGCAUCACACCAACAUGGAGGCAAAAGGAGACAAAUGCACCAUCUAGCAGGCCUAUUUCCUUUCUGGACCCUUGUUGUUGUGGGCCAUGUAGUUAUCCUUCUGAGGACCAUGCAUUGCAACUCCCAGCAUCCAUCGCUGUUGCCUGUGCUGGCUGGGGCUUCCAACAGUUCUCAUCCUCUCUACUUUAUGGAUCUGUUUCAGGCACCACAGUACAUUGCCACAGAGGCAAAAGGAGACAACUGCAUCUUCGUUCUAGUGUCAGCCCUGGCAUGUCAUCCGCCAGUGCCGGCCCCAGUGGCUGGGCAUGGAGGCCAGUGGUGCGCAGUGACCUCCUCGCCCGUGGUUUCCAUUCAUGCAACAUGGUGCAGGGGAACCUCCUCAUCUUCGGGGGACUGAAGUCGCCAGAGACCCAGGAACCACCUCUGGGGGACGUGGUGGCCUUCGACCCGGCACUCCAGGCGGUCAGAACCAUUGCUCCGGACGAAGGCUACCGCCGGAGCCACCACGAGGCCGUGGUCCUGGCUGACCGCUUCCUGUGCGUUGUGGGAGGCUGGGAUGGCUCCCGCCGGGUCUCCGACGUCUGUGGCUUCGACGCGGAGCACAGACGCUGGGAACGCUGGUCCGCGGGACCCUCCAACCAGGCCCCCGUGGGGCUCAGCAGCCACACCUGCACCAAGCUGUCGGACCACGAGGCGCGAGUGGUGGGCCGCGAGGGAGGGCUGCGCACACAGAGGCGCUACGCCAGCAUCUUCACCUUACACCUCAACCCAGCGGCCAAGACCUACUGGUAUGAGGAAGAGGAGUCGCGCACGGCGUCGCGGGCCGGCCACUCCGCCAUGCUGUUGCCCGAGGGGAGCUCUGCCAGGAAAAGCAGCGGCUACAAACUCAUGGUCUUCGGUGGGCGCGACUCGGCUGACUUCGACGUGGCUGGACGCUGGGGGAAGAGCAAGAUUAACGCUGAUUCAACUCAUGCUCCUGGCCUGACAGAACAACUCUCCCGCUUGGUCAGCACCGAAAAGGGAUCCGGGGAGGGUCCCAAGGGCCUGAGGCAUCAAUCCUGCACAGUGGUGGGGCCUUUUGCCGUCAUCUUCGGAGGAGAAACCCUGGGGAAGGGCAGGGAUGCUGUUUGCAACGACCUUUACGUCCACGAUACAAGGUCUUUGCCAGCCAAGUGGUUCCGCUUUCCUUCUUCCAACCGGGCCCAGAAGAGGAUCGGCCACCGGACCUGUCUUUGGAACGACAAGCUGUACCUUGUUGGAGGGUUUGGGGCUGAUGGCAAGACCCCUUGUCCUGAGAUUUACAGCUUGGAGAUCUCUGCCUGAAGUCUAGAACCUUCUUGCCAGCUCCGUGUUUCCCAAAGAGCUUUUCUCCUUUGGUUUGUGAUUAAGUAAAAGCACGGUUAAAAUGGCUUCUCCUGUCACUUCCCAGCUUACAAAUAAAGUUUUACCUAUCAAAGGUUUAGGAUCCAAGCCUGAUCUCUGGGGCCUGCGAAGAACAAACUCUAAGGACCGCAUGUGGCUCUUGUCCAACUCUCCUUUAACUAGAGAUGCUUUUGGGGGUAGAAUCUGGGUAUCAUCUCUCUACCACUGGGCUUCAGGAGAAAAACAACAACCCAGCGCAGUUGCCAGGCUUGACAGGGCUCCCAACUAAGUGA
Molecule: messenger RNA, 1874 nt
Organism: Sceloporus undulatus (fence lizard)
Lineage: Eukaryota; Metazoa; Chordata; Lepidosauria; Squamata; Phrynosomatidae
Gene: KLHDC9
Product: kelch domain containing 9
Exons: 5
Coding region: 490-1542 (350 amino acids)
Molecular function (GO): cyclin binding
Source: RefSeq, a predicted model, not a curated record